ACACAGGCAAGCAUUCAAAGACAACUUCACUUGAGUACCCUAACCCUCUGCAGCUCAAGGUGCUGGCUUUCUGAGCAGACUAGAGGCUUUUAAGUAGCAAAGCUCCCUGCUCUCAGUACCCAGCAUCAUGGGGAAGGGAGACACCUUGGAGGCAGCACCACCCACCUUGGCCUACCACUCUGUCAUGGAGGAGUGUUACGAAGUGGGCAAGGUCAUUGGCAAUGGCUCCUAUGGCACGGUGUAUGAGGCUUACUACACCAAGCAGAAGGUCAUGGUGGCUGUCAAGAUUAUCUCAAAGAAGAAGGCCUCAGAGGACUAUCUUAACAAGUUCCUGUCCAGUGAGAUACAGGUAAUUAAGGUCCUGCGGCACAAGUACCUCAUCAACUUCUACCAGGCCAUUGAGACCACAUCCUGAGUGUACAUCAUUCUGGAGCUGACUCAGGGUGGUGACAUCCUUGAAUGGAUCCAGCGCUAUGGGGCCUGCUCUGAGCCCCUUGCUGGCAAGUGGUUCUCCCAGAUGACCCUGGGCAUCGCCUACUUGCACAGCAAGGGCAUUGUGUACCGCUCCCGGUCUAAUACUAAACCCUCUUCCCAGCCUGACCCCCAGCCUUUGCUGUUGCUGGACAAGUGGGAGAAUGUGAAGAUAUCGGACUUUGGUUUUGCCAAGAUGGUGCCUUCUAACCAGUCUGUGUGCAGUAGCCCUUCCUACCGCCAAGUGAACUGCUUUACCCACCUCAGCCAGACUUACUGUGGCAGCUUUGCUUAUGCCUGCCCGGAGAUCUUGCUAAGCUUGCCCUACCCUUUCCUGUCCGAUACCUGGAGUAUGGGCAUCAUCCUCUACACCCUGGUGGUUGCCCAUUUGCCCUCUGAUGACUCCAAUCUCAAGAAGCUGCUGAGAGAGACUCAGAAGGAGGUCACAUUUCCAUCUAACCACUCCGUUUCCCAGGAGUGCAACAACCUGGUCCUCCAGAUGCUAUGCCAAGCCACCAAGUGCGCCACCAUCCUGGACAUCAAGGAUCCCUGGGUGCUCAAGUUCCAGCUUGAACAACCCACUCAUGAGAUAAGGCUGCUUGAGGCCAUGUGCCAGCCUCCCAGCAACACUAACCAUCAUCAGCCCUUGGAAAUCAAUACCUGAGAGUGGCUGAGGGAGGGGGUCGAGAGAGGAGCAAAGCAGGAGGGUCUGGGGCUAUGAAAAUCUUUUUUACCAA
Messenger RNA from Manis javanica (Malayan pangolin), 1208 nucleotides. RefSeq names its product testis specific serine kinase 4 (gene TSSK4). NCBI's taxonomy places the organism in Eukaryota, Metazoa, Chordata, Mammalia, Pholidota, Manidae. Gene Ontology annotation, molecular function: ATP binding; tau-protein kinase activity. The record is from RefSeq and is a predicted model, not a curated record. Gene Ontology annotation, cellular component: cytoplasm. Gene Ontology annotation, biological process: microtubule cytoskeleton organization; intracellular signal transduction; protein phosphorylation.